Molecule: messenger RNA, 3342 nt
Organism: Morus notabilis
Lineage: Eukaryota; Viridiplantae; Streptophyta; Magnoliopsida; Rosales; Moraceae
Product: subtilisin-like protease SBT1.9
Exons: 1
Coding region: 778-3081 (767 amino acids)
Biological process (GO): proteolysis
Molecular function (GO): serine-type endopeptidase activity
Source: RefSeq, a predicted model, not a curated record
UAUACAUAUAGACAUGUGUGUCUGUUACAAUUACAGGAGAUUAUUAUUGAUUGCACGUCUUCCACUUGCUUUGGCGUGCGUCGAGUGCACCAUGCUUGCGUGUGGCGUUGCGGUCCAUGCAAUUGAUGAGGGUGUCAUAUGUGUUGGUAUAUUGCCUUUGUCCACUAUUCUGAUCCCUAUCAAACAAAACACAACAAGAUGAGGAGAUCAACGGUUCUGAUUUCUUCUUAUUCAGCUCCACUAAUGUCUUUGGACUUGGUAUACUAAUUAAGUGGUCAACGCGACCUCUCGGUAGCAGGAGGGCUGUACGUGCGGGCGGCCAAUGCGGUUUGGUUUUUUUCAAUAUGGCCGGGUAUAAGCUAAAUUGCGGACCGCCUGUUCACCUGCGGGUGAGUUGAAACCGCGAGUUGACGGGGUGGUGGUGUGACAUAUUUGUCGUGAACAAGACGAGUUGACGGAUUUUUUGUGCACCCUUGGGUAGUACACAAACUCUCUUUUCUUUUUUCGUCAUAGAACCAAUAAUAAAAAGUUAUUACAUUUAGGCGGAAAUUGUUUCGGGUCAAGUAAUCCACAACAUGCAUGUCAUAAAUCAUGGAGGGUCCCAACUCCCAAACGUCGACCCAAAGAUACCCAACGAAAUAGUGCGAAAAACUAAAGGUGAUCAAGAAUCUCUCAGGUUCCCAUACCUCUUGAUAGUUAAUCAUUUACUUAUAUAAGUACACCAAACUUUACAACUUCCUAUUCCAAAAAUUAUCCUCUUCCAUUAGCUCAUCAUCCAUGGCUUCUCAUCAUGCCAGAACUCCCUUGCAUAAUUACCAUUUGUACUUCCUCUCCUUCCUCGCCCUCUCACGCCUCGUCUCGGCUCAAACCGAGAAUUACAUUAUCCAUAUGGACUUAUCAACUAUGCCUAAAGCCUUUGCCAAUCACCAUUCUUGGUACUCAGCCACAUUAGCCACUCUAUCAAAAACUGUUCCAAAAACAAUCUCUUUAGACCUCUCCUCUAAGCUCAUCUAUAGCUACACUCACGUUAUAAACGGCUUCAGCGCAAGCCUAACACCUUCUGAGCUAGAAGCCGUAAAGGGAUCUCCAGGCUACAUUUCAUCGAUGAGAGACUUACCUGUGAAAGUUGACACGACUCACUCUUUUAAAUUCCUCGGCCUCAAUUCCAACUCUGGUGCGUGGCGGGAAUCGAAUUACGGCGAAAACGUCAUAAUCGGGUUGGUCGACACCGGAGUAUGGCCCGAGAGCGCGAGCUUCAACGACGAUGGAAUGUCGGAGAUUCCGUCCCGUUGGAAGGGAGAAUGUGAGACCGGCACGCAAUUCAACUCCUCAUUGUGCAACAAGAAGCUAAUCGGAGCUCGGAUCUUCAACAAGGGUUUGCUCGCGAAGUAUCCCAACACAACAAUCGCGAUGAACUCCACGCGCGACACCUCCGGCCACGGGACGCACACGUCCACGACUGCAGCCGGGAACUUCGUUGACGGCGCGUCAUACUUCGGGUACGCCUCCGGGACCGCGAGGGGCGUGGCACCACGCGCGCACGUAGCCAUGUACAAGGCACUAUGGGAGGAAGGAGGUUACACGUCCGACAUAAUCGCCGCAAUCGACCAAGCAAUAAACGACGGCGUUGACGUCCUGUCCUUGUCGUUUGGACUUGACGGCGUCCCUUUGUAUAAAGACCCCGUCGCAAUAGCCACAUUUUCGGCGUUGGAGAAGGGCGUUUUCGUCUCUACGUCAGCCGGUAACGAAGGUCCGUUUUAUGGCUCCUUGCAUAACGGAAUUCCUUGGGUCUUGACUGUCGCAGCCGGUACACUGGACCGUGACUUUUACGGAGUUUUAAAUCUUGGGAACGGCGUUUCAAUCUCGGGAGCUUCUCUUUACCCGGGGAAUUUUAUGAAGACACGUGUUCCAAUAGUUUUCAUGGGCAGUUGCAAAAAUCCGAAGAAGUUGAAGAAAAUUGGGAGAAAAAUCGUCGUUUGCCAAGACAAGAACGUCGAUACGUUGAGCACGCAGUAUGGGAAUCUAGAGGAUGCGAAAGUCUUCGGAGGUGUUUUCAUCACUAACAAUACCGACUUGGAGGAAUUUGUGCAGAGCUCGUACCCGGCGAUCUUUGUCUCCCCGGAAGACGGCGAGGCUCUAAAGAACUACAUAAAGGCCGACGCGCAGCCGAAAGCGAUGAUGUCCUUUCGCAACACGGUGCUCGGGACAAAGCCGGCUCCAAAGGCCACCCUUUACACCUCCCGAGGGCCGUCUCCGAGCUGUCCGGCCAUAUUGAAGCCGGACAUAAUGGCUCCGGGGUCGUUAAUCCUGGCGGCGUGGCCUGCGAACACUUCGGCCACAGAAGCCGACGGCCGACCGCUUUACAGCCAGUUCAACCUCCUUUCGGGUACGUCGAUGGCUUGCCCCCAUGCAGCCGGAGUGGCGGCCCUCGUGUUAGGCGCACGCCCCGAGUGGGGCCCAGCCGCCAUACGCUCCGCCUUGAUGACAUCAUCCGACGUGUACGACAACACUCUUAGCCCCAUAAAAGACAUCGGUUUCAACAACCAACCGGCGACUCCGCUGGCCAUAGGGUCCGGUCAUAUUAACCCCAACAAGGCCUUGGACCCUGGACUUAUUUACGACGUUGAGAUUCAAGAUUACGUGAACGUUCUUUGCGCUUUGAACUACACUGUGGAACACAUCAAAGUCAUAACCAAGUCAUCGUCUUUGGUUGAUUGCUCAAAGCCGUCGUUGGAUCUAAACUACCCUUCUUUCAUCGCCUUUUUCAAUGCGAACGACUCGAAGUCCGACGCAAAAACUGUGAAGGAUUUCCAAAGGACGGUGACUAAUGUGGGUGAAGGAAAAUCAACCUACAUUGCCAGUGUCACAUCCAUGGAAGGGUUAAAAGUUAAUGUCGUUCCUAAGAAGUUGGUGUUUAAAGAGAAGAACGAGAAGAAGAAGUUCAAACUUAGUAUAGAAGGUCCGAGAAUGAUGAAACAGAGGGUGGUUUUCGGUUAUCUGACUUGGGUGGAUAACGAUAACAAACAUGUGGUCAGAAGCCCCAUAGUGGCCACGAACCUCGACUCCACGGCAGUGUCGUAGAGAGCAGAACAGGAAUACAACUCUGGACCUGCUUCUACACUAUCAUUUCUCUCUCUUUGCUAAAUAAAAUCGACUUUACUAGACAUGGUAUAUCGGCUAAACGGUCCGUGAUAGAUCAGGUCAUCCAGCUUAUUGGAUAGGGGUUUUUUUUUUUUUUUUUUACAAAAUAAAAAGGAAAAAAAUGUAUGGUUGUAACGCUGUAACUUGUUAAAUCAUAGAGUCGUGGAAAAAGGAGACAAAUAAACAAAAAAAGUUUCUGAA